Messenger RNA from Cylindrotheca closterium, 1104 nucleotides. NCBI's taxonomy places the organism in Eukaryota, Bacillariophyta, Bacillariophyceae, Bacillariales, Bacillariaceae. The record is from the annotation of a GenBank genome assembly.
AUGUCAGGAUCAUCAUCUAGCCCUCUUGUCAUGUCACAAUCACCUUCCUUGCCAUCGGCUUCCGAAGCUUCUCAUACGCUUCCCAAAUUGGCACAGAAUGCCAAAUUCGAAAAGAAAUACUGGGCCGAUGAUCGUCAUCCAAUCUCGCAAAGCCCUUCCACGACGGUCCGCGUCUGUUACCGCAAAGAUCGCAGUCGAUGGGCCGUCAAGACGCUUCAGAAAUCCAAGGUGGAACACUGGUCGCAUUUGAUCAACGAAGUGGAACUCAUCCAGGAAGUCCAAGAUCAUCCUACUAUCAAUCCAUUGGUAGACGUCUUCGAAGACCACAAAUCGGUUCAUCUCGUCUCGGAUCUUUGUUCGGGUGGAAGACUUUCGUUAUAUGUGCAAUCCACCGUUUUGGACAAUCCCUCGCCCGAUUACCAAUAUCACGAACAGGAAGUCGCUUGCAUCAUUCAGCAAUUACUAAGAGCCAUUGAACACUGUCAUGACCGAGACAUUGUCCACCGGGACUUGAAAUUGGACAAUGUGUUGUUCAAGAAACACAAGAAUUUGCAAGUCCGAUUGAUUGACUUUGAUAUUUCUUGCAAACAUUCGUCCCAAGACGAGCCCAUGACGGAAGCCGUCGGUACCAAAGCAUACAUGGCACCAGAAGUCUUUGACCGAUCCUAUGAUCGCAAGUGUGAUAUCUGGGCGAUUGGGGUCAUGACCCAUGCCUUGCUCAGUGGAGAAAUGCCCUUUGGGGGCAAGGACGAUGAAGAGUUGGUUCACAAUAUUCGAAACAAACCCUUUGCGUGGGAAGCACCCUGCUGGGAGUACAUUUCGGACGAAGCCAAGGCUUUUAUUCAACUUUGUUUGGAACGGGACCCUACCAAGCGCCCAUCGGCAGAAGACUUACUUUCGAAUGAUUGGAUGGGUGUGGCGGCGACGUCGUAUAAGCGCCGUUCUACCAAAAAGCCAAAUCUGUUCCAAAGGAGUGAAUUCCUACGAAAUCUCUUUUCUAUUAUUGAAGAGAAAUGCACCAUUCGGGCUCCCGUUAGGAAACUCGUGGUUCCUACAAAUGAAGACCCCAUGGAGGGUACGACGAGGACGGUGCAAUUGCAAUAA